Messenger RNA from Mollisia scopiformis, 2378 nucleotides. RefSeq names its product HET-domain-containing protein. The transcript has 2 exons. The record is from RefSeq and is a predicted model, not a curated record. NCBI's taxonomy places the organism in Eukaryota, Fungi, Ascomycota, Leotiomycetes, Helotiales, Mollisiaceae. The coding region runs from base 93 to 2144 and encodes 683 amino acids.
CUAAUGGCUUCUAUUCAAUUCCUUUCUAGUCUGCACUCCCUCAAUGAGUCAACUGGAACACACGAAGACUGAACAAAUUUUUGAUAAAAUAAAUGGACAUAUCCUACAACGACCUUUCUCGCUCGCGGCAGUCAUGUCAUCAUUGCCAGAGAAUCGUUAUUGCACCUCCCGCUUCAAUUUUGGACGACGCACCAUUCAAGUCAUUCAUAAAUAGUUUCGAAUUCAGCUUAAGAGAAGUCUUAGACGCUAGCGAGAGCAGCUGUGUUCUUUUCCAACGUAUUGCGAGAUAUCUAGAAGAGGAUUUCUUUGAAGACCCUCCACCUAACGUGCAAUGGUUCACCGAUAACCAGCCUGAUCGAAAGAUUCUCCUGCAUUUCGAGAUCAAACCUAGCAUAUUUGAUGCUAUAAAUGAAGAUCCACCUUACACAUGCGCCAUAUCUUGGCUAUGGGAAUGGGCCAAUGAGUCAAAAGAUGGGCAAGUUUGCUUUGGAUCAAUUGACAAAUUCACAUACGAGCUUUGCUCUGAACCAGAGGAUCCAGCAGCAGAAUUGGUCAAACAAAAGCCACGAUACCCGUAUGUUGCCUCAGAAACCACCUUUACAUUCGUUCAAGAGUCUCUGCGAGAAUGCGAUCUCCAUCCAGAAUGUACUAUCCAGUCGCACAGCCUUUUAGAGAGUGGACCUGGCCCUUCUCGAUUGGUUGAUGUUGGAACUUCCGAGGACGACAACGUUCACAUAAUCAUUGCCAAAGAUAAUAUGCGAUAUUUGGCUUUAUCAUAUUGUUGGGGCAAUAAUGAUUCCAUGAAGUUGACUAGUGAUAUGUUGACAGACUGGAUUGAGGGAAUCCAGUUCUCCUUACUCCCAAAAACGCUGAAAGAUGCGGUCAUGUGCACACGACAACUAGGCCUCAGGUACCUCUGGGUGGACAGACUUUGUAUCAUUCAAGACGACGAGAUGGAUAAAGCUAGGGAGAUUGCAGCGAUGCCUCAAAUUUAUUCGAUGGCAUAUCUUACGAUAUCAGCAGCAUCAGCGAAGAGUAGCGAGGAUGGCUUCCUGAAGACAAGAAAAGAAACCCAUGAGGCAAUAUCACUCUCGUGGGUAGAGCUACCAUAUCUUUCUUCGAAAGGAGCAUCGGGAUUGGUUACUUUGAAGCUGUCUGAGUCCUGUGAAGAUUUCAAUUGGCCAAACACUCGAGCAAUAGACUCAAGAGCGUGGACUAUGCAAGAGCAAAUACUUUCACCUCGUUUGCUGCACUUUUGCACCUUUCACAUAGUUUGGAAGUGCAAAGCACGAGAAAAGAUAGGCACAAGCGAGGCAAUUGAGCGAAGUCAACCGGCAUGGUCUAAGGAACAGAAAGUCGGCCAGGAAAACUCCAUACUCAACAGCUGGGAAAAUAUUAUUGCACGUUACACGGAGAGAAAGCUCAGCUGUCCCGAUGACAAGUUAACUGCUAUAUCGGCGGUAGCACAGGCGUAUUGCGUUCAAAGCGGCGCUCUGUCGAAACACCACCAAGCCCUCCUCCAGGAACAAACUUCGGAGAUUCAGCCGCUCCCAAGGGCAUACGUUGCUGGUCUAUGGAGGCAUGAAAUGCCCUUUGCUCUUUGUUGGUGGAGACCAUGGGACGGUCAGCCCGAGUUCCGGCCCCUUUCUCCACGAGCGCCCUCAUGGUCAUGGGCCUCAGUUGAUGGCUCCAUAUUUUACUAUGAAUCUACAAACACUGCAUCAUACAAUACUAAUGCAACGAUAUUAGCGUACGAUAUCACCCUGAAAUCUCCACUUCAAGAAUUCGGGGCAGUCUCUUCUGGGGAAUUGAAGCUGAGGGGUCGUCUGAAGGAAGGGAUACAACUAGAUUACAGCAGCAGUAAUAUUGAAGUACAGAACGUGAAUGGCAUUGCAGGGAACGCAAUAUUCUUCCCUGAUGCUCGAGACGAUCAGCUUGGUUCGGGCAGAAUGAUUACGGCUUUUGCUCUGCAAAUCGGAGACUCGACAGGCUUCUUCUGGAACGGUGUCGAGCCUUUGAAGGGGCCUUACGGUCUAGUUCUUCUCCCAGUUGACGACGAAACAUUCAGACGUAUUGGCUUCUUUCAAGCUGAUUUGGAUAUGGGUUUUGAUGAUCUCGCUUUCCAGGAUAUCACAAUUGUUUGAGCGACACAACGUGGCGUUUUAGUUUUGUCUAUGGAGACACUAGGCUCGUACCAGCGCAGGUGCAAGAGCUUUUCUUUUUUCCCCUUUUAGGCGCGUCAACUGUCUCUUUAAAUCCAAACCCAGAGGAUGUCAGAUAUAUGAUGGUUGUCGACUUUUGCGAUUAAAAUAAGAUACACAGACAAGAUGCCGUCCACUUGAACCACACCCAAUACACCAGUUUGACGCUCACUCAAG